GGGAGAGUGCGUGGGGAGAGAGUGUUCUGGAAGGGGCACACCCCUGGGCAGGAGAGGAUAAAACCCGCCGCUCCCCAGUGCCAGCCCAGAACCGCUCCAGCCCCUGCACGGAGCCGAACCGCAGCGCACACCGGGAGCGCACACCGGGAGCAGAGAUGCUUUGCCGCCUGCACUUCAUGCCGCCCGCAUCCAGCUCGCUCUUCCCAUGGCUGGGACCCGUCCGCACCCUUUGGCCACAUCCAGGCACCCUCUUUGCCGAGCUGGAGAGAGAGUUGCGGCUGGAGAUGGAGAGGGCUCGGGAGUUCAUGAGCAGCUUCGAGCAGCUUCUAAGCAGUGGGAGUAGCCCCAGCCGGAUCGGCAUCACCACGGAGCGAGCCCCGAGCGCCAGCGCAGCCCUGACCCAGGGCUCCGGGGACGGCUUCUCCGUCUGCCAGGACGUGAAGGACUUUGCGCCCGAGCAGCUGUCGGUGAAGGUGGUGGGCAGGAAGGUGGUGCUGGUGGGGCAGAAGGAGACACAGAGCACGGAUGACAAGGGCUCCUUCUCCUACAAGUACGAGGUGCUGAAGCGGGAGUGGGACGUCCCCGAGGAGGUGGACGCCGAGGCGCUGAGCUGCUCCCUGUCCAAGGAUGGGCAGCUUCGCAUUGAGGCCCCAAAACUGGCCCUGCCAGCCGCCCCCGAGAGGAACGUGCCCAUCCAGAUGGAGCCAGCGGUGGCACAGCUGGCAGCCAGCACCGACGACGGAGCCGAGCGCGCCAAGGCGUGAUGGGAGCAGCGCAGGGCCGGGCUGAGCCCGGCUACUGGGGCAGCUGCUGGUUGCAGAGCGGGACUGUGAUGGGGACUGCGUGACAGUCUGGUUGGGGGGGCUCUGCCCAAAACAUGUAGCUUUUUUGAUAUGUAAUAAAUAUUAUUGCCUUUUA
Molecule: messenger RNA, 918 nt
Organism: Columba livia (rock pigeon)
Lineage: Eukaryota; Metazoa; Chordata; Aves; Columbiformes; Columbidae
Product: heat shock protein 30C
Exons: 1
Coding region: 156-764 (202 amino acids)
Biological process (GO): protein refolding; response to heat
Cellular component (GO): cytoplasm; nucleus
Source: RefSeq, a predicted model, not a curated record